UAAUUCCUUGUUUGCGCUUAUAAUUCAUAUUUUGUCCGUACUUGUCGCUGAAGUUGCUUAUAUCGAUCUCUUGCCUCUCUAUGCCAUAUAAGGGAGUGAUGCUGUAAAAAUACUACUAUAUACAUGUAAAUAUUUGACACAUGUUAAUAUAUAAUUUUUCAAAAUAGUUGGUUCGAAAUAGUUAAUAGCUUUUUUUUUUAAUAUUUACGUUAUCUACAUGAUAAUAUUUUUAUAAAUUACUAAACUAAUAAAUCAGGAAUCGUACAGAUAUGACGUAACCUCAAAUUUUCGAGGCAUCAUUAUAAAGGUAAUGUUGGGAAUUAAACAAUUUUUUUUGUUUUAAUUUCUCCUAUACAAAUAUAAUUUAAAUUAAUAAAUUAAGGAAAUGAAAUCAGUUUCAGAUGAUCUCCCUUAAAACGUUAGCAAAAAUUGCUAGUAUUACUGGUUUUGUAGUAGCUGGAAUGGGAUAUGCAUUUCGCUUCAAAUUACAGAAUGAGCUUCGUGAAAUUGAACUGUAUAAAGAUGGAAUGCAAUAUUUAUACAAUCAUCCAAAAGCAUUAGAUUUAUUAGGAAUUCCAAUACAAGAAAAAAGAGUGAAUAUAAGUGAUGAGAAAAAAAAUGGAUCAGAGAAAAAUAUUACUUGGCUUACAGUUCCUGUCAAGGGAUCUGAAAAAUCUGGGGAAUUACGUAUCGAAGCUUUUAUAGAUGAAAAUUCGGAGAAAAAAUUGAUUGCCAAUAUUUAUAAGGUAGAACUGACGAUUAAAGAAAUACCUAAUAAAGUGUUUGUGAUCAAAGAUGACAGUUCAUUUGUGCCAAAUAUAUCAUAGUUAGAUUUUUUGUAUAUUAAUUAUAAAAAAUUACUCUAAUGUAAUCAAUAUUUGUUUAUGUAUAUAAAAAAAAAAGGACAUGUAUGUUCGCAUUAAAAUAGAUAUUUAUUUCCAUGUUA
Messenger RNA from Vespa mandarinia (Asian giant hornet), 946 nucleotides. RefSeq lists its product as uncharacterized. Gene Ontology annotation, cellular component: mitochondrial inner membrane. The record is from RefSeq and is a predicted model, not a curated record. Gene Ontology annotation, biological process: mitochondrial respiratory chain complex IV assembly; mitochondrial respiratory chain complex I assembly. Lineage: Eukaryota; Metazoa; Arthropoda; Insecta; Hymenoptera; Vespidae.